CAGACAACACAGACCACAAGAUGUUCAGGUUGGUGGUGUUGUUAACUUUUCUCGCUGCUGUAGUGGCGGAACCUGCUGCAGUUUUUGCACCUAUUGUCUACAAGACAAGUGUUAUCUCACCCGCUACAACAACAGUCAACCACCAGGCCAGCAGUGUCAUCCAUCCAUCUCCAAUACACCCUGCACCCAUAACUUAUGCUGCACCCCUCGCCUACGCCCAUCUCAUCAAGAAGAGAUCUGCUGGAUUUGCCUACAGCUCCGUCGUGGCUCCGGCUGCAUACGUUGCGAAGCCUUUGAGUUAUGUCGCACCAUUGGCAACCUACACCAGCUUUGCACCCUUGGCGACUACCUACGCCUCGCCGGUAUAUGCUACUGCUCAUUUCAUUAAGAAGAGAUCUACUUCAUUGCUCUUUCCCACUAACUACUCUUAUCUAGCACGUACAAUACCUGCUGUUGCACCCUUAGUAACGUCAUACCACCAGGCACCCAUUUACUCGACUCCCUUUGUGUCCACCACUCCAAUUGCCUAUUCUCAUUUAAUUAAAAAGCGGUCAGCUCCUUUAGCUCUUACUUAUGCUGCACCCGGAUCAUUCUCUCAUCAGUCCAGACUAGACAUCCGCACGUCUCCCGUUGUAACUUCUCAUAUUCCUUUUAUUCAUUCUGCUCCCAUAACCGUUGCCUCUUAUUUCUAAACGCUUCUUAAAACAUUUUGACGAAAUGAAGGGAAAUAAACUCAGAUUCAAAAUUCUUUCUCAUAAUUGAUGUACAAGUGUAUAAACAACAAAUGUAAAUAAAUUGA
Messenger RNA from Danaus plexippus (monarch butterfly), 799 nucleotides. RefSeq names its product cuticle protein-like. The transcript has a single exon. Bases 21 to 692 code for a protein of 223 amino acids. NCBI's taxonomy places the organism in Eukaryota, Metazoa, Arthropoda, Insecta, Lepidoptera, Nymphalidae. The record is from RefSeq and is a predicted model, not a curated record.